Molecule: messenger RNA, 1795 nt
Organism: Malus domestica (apple)
Lineage: Eukaryota; Viridiplantae; Streptophyta; Magnoliopsida; Rosales; Rosaceae
Product: nematode resistance protein-like HSPRO2
Biological process (GO): defense response
Molecular function (GO): metal ion binding; heme binding
Source: RefSeq, a predicted model, not a curated record
UUCCUCUCCUCAUCCAGUUCAAACGCAACUCAGAUCCUAAAUCCACAAAUUCUCAAAAACAUAAAAACAUUUUCAAAGACGGUUUCUCUUCUGAAAAAUGGUUGAUUUAGAUUGGAAGGCAAAGAUCAUCUCCUCCAACAUGCCCAGUAAAUCCCCCAAGCUCUCCAACAAGCUCCACGUUUCGGUUCCCGGUUCGUUUCGCGCCGCCUCCCAAGUCCAGACCGAUAUUUCGGCCGCCUCCGAUAUGUCCUGCUCCACCUACGAGCAGUACCUCCGCCUCCCGGAGCUCCGACAGCUCUGGAGCUCCCACGACUUCCCCUCUUGGAAGAACGAGUCGAUUCUCAAACCGGCUCUCCAAGCUCUCGAAAUCACGUUCCGGUUCCUCUCGACUGUUUUGUCCGAUCCUAGACCGUAUUCGAACCGGCGCGAGUGGAAGCGCCGGCUCGAGUCGCUCACUACCAGCCAGAUACAGCUCAUCGCCAUGUUGAUCGAGGACGAAGAGGAAGACAGCGAGACGCGCGGAAUGGCGCCGAUCGUUGAUCUCAGCACGUCGAAUGGGGAGCUUGCCCGCGACGGGAGCAUGGCGGAGGUGUGGAGUUCGGGGGAGCACACGGUGGUGAGCCGCAUCAGCGAGGCCAGUUUGCUGCCACGACUCGCCACGUGGCAGAAAUCGGAAGGGAUGGCGCAGAAGAUCUUGUACUCGAUCGAGUGCGAGAUGAGGAACUGUCCGUACUCGCUGGGUCUGGGUGAGCCGAACCUCGCCGGGAAACCGAACCUGGAUUACGACGCCGUUUGCAAGCCGAGCGAGCUGCAUACGCUGAGGAAGAGCCCGUACGACCCCCACGUCGACAGCUACGAGAACCAGACGGUGUACGCCACGCACCAGGUCCUCGAGUCGUGGGUCCACGUUUGCCGGGAGCUUCUCAAGCGCGUAACGAGCCGCAUCGAAUCUCGAGACUUCGAAAAGGCUGCGAGCGACUGUUACGUGAUCGAACGGAUAUGGAAGCUCCUGGCGGAGAUAGAGGAUCUCCACCUUCUGAUGGACCCGGCCGAUUUUUUGAGGCUGAAGAAUCAGCUGCAGAUCAAGACGGUGGACGAUACGGAGUCGUUUUGCUUCAGAUCGAAGGCGCUCGUGGAGGUGACGAAGCUCUGCAAGGAACUAAGGCAUAAGGUGCCGUUCAUAUUGGGGGUUGAGGUGGACCCCAAGGGUGGGCCCCGGAUUCAGGAGGCGGCGAUGAGGCUGUACUCGGAGAAGAAGGCCGGUUCGGACUCCGACUCCGGCUCGGAGAAGAUCCACGUGCUGCAGGCGCUUCAGGCGAUGGAGUCGGCGCUGAAGCGUUUCUACUACGCGUACAAGCAGGUGCUGGUGGUGUUGAUGGGGAGCUUGGAGGCGAAGGGGAACCGAGUUGUGGUGAGUCCGGAGACCUGUGACUCGCUGAGUCGGAUAUUUCUGGAGCCGACUUAUUUCCCGAGCUUGGACGCGGCGAAGACGUUUUUGGGGGAUAGUAUAAAUCACGAUAUACACAGCGGAGACAGGCGGAGUCGGCGGAUGCAGUGAGCGAUUGACACGUUGACUGAUUGGGUUUGGAUGUUGACUCGGUCUGUUAACUCAUUUUUUGACCGACCCUUGUAAACUCUAGAUCUAGAAGGCGAAUAUUCUUUUUAGUUUUUACUGUUUUUUUUGUCCCGUCUUCGUAUUUUAUUAUUUUGUCUUUUUUUUUUUAUGGUUGAUCAAAUCUUGUAAAAUAUUACAGAUUUUUAUAAAAUAUUGGAUAAAUUAUAUUUUACUCCUUCA